AUGAAGGAUCCGAUCAAGUCCUUCGAUGUGUUUGAUUUCAAAGAGGAAGAUGAGCUUCCUGUGAAUUAUAUUGCCCCUAAUUUAGGGUAUCCUCAUGCUUUCGAUGUUUCCAGAAACGAGAGUAAGUUGAAGGAGAAUGAUAUUGCCAUUUGUGGGGGCGCCAAUGUUGAUUUUGGCAACAAUCGUGAUGGUGCUGAUUCAUUUGCACCUUUUCAGACUGAUGAUUUUGCCAAGGAGACGCCUGAAUUGAACCAUGUUCUGCACAGUAGUUUUGAGUUCCACAAUCAAGCAAAAGUCUGCAGCGUCUUUGCUAGUGUGGGAUGUGGUUCAACCCUUGGUGCUGCUGUGCAGUUGAAGGAUAACUUAAAUGUUGCCAUUCCCGAAUCUUUUGACAGAUCAAUUCAGUUGGCUUCAGAUGCUGAUGAAAACUUGAUUGAGAGAUCUCCAUCUGCUUUUGCGAACAAUUUUGGUUUGAUUUGCCAAAUCUUAUUUCAAAGCGAAAGAGAUGGAAUUGUUUUCUUCCCCGAUUAUGUAGACUAUUGCGGCACACAUUAUCUGGACUCGGUGGUGAGCUUUUCUCAAAGAUUUGUUGAAGCUAGAAGUAAAUCCGCGUGCAGAAACGAAAGAAUAUUUCAAAUUCGUUUGGAAAUCGAGGAUAUUGUCAAAAUAGAGUCACAAUGGAGUGCUCGGUCCGAGGCAGGCACCAUAAGUAUCUAUUCUAUCUCAAAAGAUGGAGUGCAAGGCGACUUAAUUCACAAUGCUUCAGGUCUUCAGGAGUUGAAAUUUCCUGCUGUUGACUCGGAAUGGUAUCAGAAACAGGAUGCAAUUGGAUCUCUGGACGUGAGAUAUAAGGCGCUGUGGAAUGUCCUGCUUGACACUGGAAUGGAAAAGAUUUCACCAUUGCCUGAAGGAAAAGAGAUGAGGCGAAUGAGAAGCUAUUUUCCCAAAUUUGAUCAGCCUUUUGAAGAGGUGAUUUAUCCAAAAGGGGAUCCUGAUGCUGUUUCGAUUAGUAAAAGAGAUGUUGAUCUCCUACUGCCCGACACAUUCGUCAAUGAUACUAUCAUUGACUUUUACAUUAAAUAUUUGAAGAGUAGGCAAAAUGAGGAGGCUAGGUCUAGAUUCCAUUUUUUCAAUAGCUUCUUUUUUCGAAAGCUGGCUGACAUGGAUAAAGAUCCAUCCAGUGCUUUUGAUGGCAAGGCAGCUUUCCAGCGUGUUCGCAAAUGGACAAGAAAAAUAAAUUUACUUGAAAAAGACUUCAUAUUUAUUCCUGUCAACUACAAUUACCACUGGAGUCUUAUAGUAAUUUGUUACUUUGGUGAAGUUUCCAGCUAUGAAGGUAUCGAAAAUGGCAAGACAUUAAGAGUGCCUUGCAUAUUGCAUAUGGAUUCUCUCAGAGGAACUCAUGCAGGCCUCAAAGAUCUUUUACAAAGUUAUUUAUGGGAGGAAUGGAAAGAAAGACAAAAAGAAACAUCUGAAGAUCUGUGUUCAAGUUUCAGAAACCUUAAGUUUUUGCCCCUCGAGCUGCCACAGCAGCCAAACUCAUAUGAUUGUGGCCUUUUCUUGCUUCACUACGUUGAGCUUUUCCUGGAGGAAGUUCCUGAUAAUUUUAGUGUUUACAAGAUCACGCCAUCCUCGAAGUUUCUACAAGCUGAUUGGUUUCCUCCUGGUGAAGCUUCCAUGAAACGAACACAUAUUGAGAGGUUGAUUAAUGAUCUUCUUGACACUCAAUCUGAAGAUUGUCCUGGAGGGAGUGGAAUGCAUGGUUCUCCUGAGUUGAAUGCUACUCUUGGCCAUGCCAAUGGAGUUGAGUUUUCUGUAAAAUCCAGUCUGAGUACUCAAAUUGAGAGCUCACUACUACCACUCGACCCGGCAAUUGAGAUGACUUUAUUACCAGCUUCUUCUACAAGGGGUACACAGUGUAACAGAGCUUCUGGAGUGGUUUUAAAGUUGUUUAAGCAAGCUUCUGAUGCACCUUGGGGAGCUUUGGAGAGCGGACAAUCUCUUCACGAGUUUAACAGGACUGAUCCUUUGACAGAGGAAGCUAACGAGUGUCUCGCACAACAAGAAUUAGAAGAACCCGUCUUCCAAUCCGUGGAUGAUGUAACCAUAAACGAACCCGUCUUUUCUUACUCGUCUGAAGAUUUUAGAUUGAACUCAUUUCGGGAACCGGUACACAACAAUGUCUGCAUGUCUCCAGUGACAUCAGGUUCUGAAUCCGAUGAUAUAUUAGAAGUAGAAGUUGAUAACAAAAAUUGGUCAUCAGUCAUGGUGCUUGGCCAAUACAGCGAAAUAGAUAGCCAUAACAGAUGCUCAUCGCCUGACAAAAUCGAGCAGUCCACCAUUUGCUCUGAGCUUUCCUUAGGGGAUCAGCUUGAUUCUGAAAAAAAUGCCGAGAUAAACGACUCAAAUGGCGAUGAAUCAAUUCUCCUGAAGGAGUGUUGUCCCGAAGCAAAGCAGAUGCAUGAUGAGGGCCCAUCUCACGAGAGCUUGCCCGUGGACCCUAGUUUGGCUUCUGGUAACAAGUUGGAUGUCUUGGAGGGUGUUAUCCCUUGUGAUGAGGAGCACCCACAUAGAUUGGGUCACGAUGUGCUCGAAUUUGGUGAUGGGGAACGUACUCCCAAAAAGAUGAGGAUUGCAAGGCCGGACGAUGAUGCUAACAAUUAUUUGUCUGAUAAUCUGCAUUUGUGA
Messenger RNA from Striga hermonthica, 2688 nucleotides. The record is from the annotation of a GenBank genome assembly. Lineage: Eukaryota; Viridiplantae; Streptophyta; Magnoliopsida; Lamiales; Orobanchaceae.